This is a messenger RNA of Propithecus coquereli (Coquerel's sifaka), 2681 nucleotides long. It is a transcript of the gene MEGF9, whose product is annotated as multiple EGF-like-domains 9. The transcript has 6 exons. Bases 118 to 1902 code for a protein of 594 amino acids. Gene Ontology annotation, biological process: axon guidance. Gene Ontology annotation, cellular component: basement membrane. Gene Ontology annotation, molecular function: extracellular matrix structural constituent. The record is from RefSeq and is a predicted model, not a curated record. NCBI's taxonomy places the organism in Eukaryota, Metazoa, Chordata, Mammalia, Primates, Indriidae.
GGCCGCCUGUCAGAGGGAGGUGGCGAUGGUGAUCCUGGUGUCGGCGGCGGCGGCGGCGGCUUCCUUGGUCGGAUUGCAAGGGGUAGAAAAUGACUGACCAACUGACUGGCUGAAUGAAUGAAUGGCGGAGCCGAGCGCGCCAUGAGGAGCUUGCGGAGCCUGGGCGGCCUCGCCCUGUUGUGCUGCGCCGCCGCCGCUGCUGCCUCAGCCGUCUCGCCGGAGAAUGUCACCGGUGGCGGCGGGGCCGCGGGGCAGGUGGACGCGUCGCCGGGCCCGGGGCUGCGGGGCGAACCCAGCUAUACUUUCCCUAAGGCGACGGCUCCCACAGCCCAGGCCCGGAGGACUGGACCCCCGCGCACUACGGUCCGCCGACCCCUGGCUGCGAGCUCUUCAACCCAGUCUCUGGAGAACACCGCUCUUCGGGAGACAGCCGGACCUGCUUCGACCACCUUUCAGGCGCCGCUCGGCCCCUCGCCGACCACCCCUUCCGCGGUGGAACGCACUUCGGCCACCCCUCCGGCGCCGACCAGACCUGCGCCCACCACCCUUUCGACGACCACGGGCCCGGCGCCGACCACCCCUGUAGCCACCACCGUUCCGGCACCCACCACUCCCCGGACCCCGACCCCCGUUCUUCCCAGCAGCAGCAGCGUCCUGCCCACCCCACCUGCCACCAAGGGCCCCUCUCCACCUCCCCCAGAGUAUGUAUGUAACUGCUCUGUAGUUGGAAGCCUGGAUGUGAAUCGCUGCAACCAGACCACAGGGCAGUGUGAGUGUCAGCCAGGUUAUCAGGGGCUUCUCUGUGAAACCUGCAAGGAGGGCUUUUACCUGAAUCACACUUCUGGUCUCUGUCUUCCGUGUGACUGUAGUCCACAUGGAGCCCUGAGCACACUGUGCAACAGUUCUGGAAAAUGCCAGUGCAAAGUGGGUGUCAUUGGCUCUUCAUGUGACCAAUGCCAAGAUGGAUAUUUUGGCUUUAGCAAGAAUGGCUGCUUUCCCUGCCAGUGCAAUAAUCGGUCCACCAGUUGUGAUGCUCUCACAGGUGCUUGUUUAAACUGCCAGGAAAAUAGCAAAGGAAAUCACUGUGAGAAAUGUAAAGAAGGAUUUUAUCAGAGUCCUGAUGCCACUAAAGAAUGUCUUCGCUGCCCUUGUUCAGCAGUGACUUCUACAGGCAGUUGCAGCAUAAAAUCGGGUAAAUUGGAACCUGAAUGUGACCAGUGUAAAGAUGGUUACAUAGGCCAGAACUGCAAUACAUGUCAAAAUGGCUAUUACAAUUUUGACAGCAUCUGUAGAAAGUGCCAAUGUCAUGGCCAUGUGGACCCAGAUAAAACUCCAAAGAUUUGCAAGCCCGAGAGUGGUGAAUGCAUCAACUGCCUCCAUAACACCACUGGGUUUUGGUGUGAAAACUGCCUAGAAGGUUAUGCUCAAGACCUCGAGGGAAAUUGCAUCAAGAAAGAAGUUAUUGUUCCAACACCUGAAGGUUCUACCAUUUUGGUUUCCAAUGCCUCUUUGACCACAUCAGUGCCCUCCCCUAUUAUAAAUAGUACAUUUACCCCCACAACCCUGCAGACUAUCUUAAGCACUUCUGAAAACAGCACUUCAGCUUUAGCUGAUGUAUCAUGGACCCAGUUUAACAUCAUCAUUUUGACAGUCAUCAUCAUUGUGGUGGUGCUGCUAAUGGGAUUUGUAGGGGCUGUAUAUAUGUACCGUGAGUACCAAAACCGGAAACUCAAUGCCCCCUUUUGGACCAUCGAGCUGAAAGAAGACAAUAUCAGUUUCAGCAGCUACCAUGACAGCAUUCCCAAUGCAGACGUGUCGGGAUUGUUGGAAGAUGAUGGCAAUGAAGUGGCUCCCAAUGGGCAACUGACCCUGACAACACCCAUACACAACUACAAAGCCUAAGGAGCUGGCACUGUUCUCCUGGAUUGUUGAACCACAGUGCUUGCUAAGGCAGCACCAGCUCCUGGGCCAGACCAAACCUGGUAGAGUUUGCUGAGAAAACAAAGGCAAAUAGUGCACCAGAAAUUUUCAGGUACAAAUUUGUAAUGUGCUUAGCCUAUCUGUUGCUCUUAGUUUUCCCAUGAAGAUCUGAAGCAUUCACUGUCAUUAAGGACUUGAAGUAAAGUAUAUUUUUGUACCAAACCACAUAGGAAUAAGGAAAGGCUGAACCCCGUAGUGCAGCCCAAAUCCACUUCGACCUCCAAAUAGACUCCUGGGGAAGUGUUCACCAAACCAGUGGUAACAACGUGAUGGAGGGGAAAGGACUGCUGGAAGACUUCAUCUCCAUUCCUGAAGUACCUUUUUUUAAAAGGAGGGUCAGGGAUUGUAUUCAUUUUACUGUAUUAAAAGACAUCAUUGAGGAAAAGCUGGUGUCCAGGCUGUAUCACAAUAAACAGUCUUGAUUGUUUCUAGAAUAGGGGUAGAAAAGUCCCAAGAAAAUCUUCGGAAGGGCUUGAUUUUUCCUCCCAGGAUUCUUGCUCAGUGAUGAGAGUAAAGCACAGGAUAAGCUUCUAAUGUAGCGGAAGGCAGCACUGGGAGCAGGAAGCUGAUGGUCCUCCUCAGGGUCUCAGUGUAAAUGAUGAAUUGUCUAAAAAUAAGGAAUAUUCCUGCCUCUGGAGAAAUAAGGUGUACAUAGUUAAUGUAGCAUAUCUGGUCAACAUUGUAUGUAUUUGUAAAAAAAA